AUGGGGUUCGGCCUCUAUGUGGCACUUGCCAACGCCGUCGAGAGAGCUGCAUCUAUGACGACCAAAAUGCUCAAAACAAUCAAAGGUAUAAGGAGCCAUGAGGACGACAGCCGUGAUAUUCGGGACAUUUUGCCCAGCAAAACAAUCCAUGAAGACAACUCCAAUGUGACUGCAAUGGGCUUAGUCUCCCGCCCUCUUACCGAAGAUCAAGAGUCGACAGGAGGAUUCUUUGGAGAUUCGUCUACGAUCGCAUUCAUCAAGCAGUUGCAGGAUACUGUCAGAUUGAGGACACCUGGCCCAGAGCCAAUGCAGGAGUUCUCCAAUUAUGGAUCACAGGAAAGCCCAACAAUACUCAAUGAGACCGUUGAUUCACAUGAAUUACUCCCACCACGCCACUUAGCAGACCAUCUGGUUGACCGCUAUUUUUCGAAGAUCCAUACUCUGUACCCAUUCAUACACAAAGAGGCAUUUCUCGCCGCCUAUGAAUCGUUAUGGAGACAAAAUGACAACCCUUCGACUGAGCGAUCAGCAAAUGGCCUAGGUCUCGGAGAUACUAGAGGGACUCGCACGAGCUUCUACUAUGGGCUCAACAUUGUCUUUGCUAUGGGCUGUCAGUUCUCUGAUAUUAUUCAGCACGAGCGAGAGGCCAUAUCCGAGGCAUUUUUCCAUGCGUGCAAACCCGCUCUGGAUGUAGACUACCUCGAAGCUGGCGAUCUUGCCUUAACCCAGACCCUACUUUUGAUGGCACACUACCUCCAAGGCUCCCGGGCACCUAAUCGAUGCUGGCACGUCAUCGGGAUCGCCUGCCGACUCGCUCAGGGCAUAGGAUUGCAUUCUGACGCGGGGAAUGACCAUCGAUCAUUCGCCGAGAUUCAGGUUCGGAGGCGGGUAUACCAUGGUUGUGUGAUGCUUGACCUGGCGAUAAGUAUCAUCCUUGGUCGCCCAGUCAUCGUACCCCAUAAGCAGUGUACACCUUUACCACUUCCUAUUGACGAUCGCUUCCUAAUGGUGGACUCCCUUGUCUGUGAACAGCCGCCGGGGUUAUUCUCCCGCGUGGAGUGGUUUAUUGCAACACUGAAGUUAUAUGAACUUGUCCGAAAAACGUUAAAUACACUUUAUGACAACGUCGGCAAAGACUGCGAAGACGAGCUUGCUGAUCAAAGACAAAACAAGAGGCUGUUCCAGAUCCAAUCUAUCACCCAAAUCGACUCAGAGCUCCAAGAGUUUCAACUCAGAAUUCCUGGUCCGCUUCGUUGGGAUGUACCUGUCCCCGAAGCACAGCAAUACGGGUUCCUCAGAGAAAAGUACCUCCUCAAGGCUAGGUAUGUUGAGAUACACCAACCCUGGUUUAUUACGGGCAAUAACCAUGUUCGUCUAGAUUUCUGUAUUUGA
Molecule: messenger RNA, 1392 nt
Organism: Penicillium atrosanguineum
Lineage: Eukaryota; Fungi; Ascomycota; Eurotiomycetes; Eurotiales; Aspergillaceae
Product: fungal specific transcription factor domain-containing protein
Exons: 3
Coding region: 1-1392 (463 amino acids)
Biological process (GO): DNA-templated transcription; positive regulation of transcription from RNA polymerase II promoter by galactose
Cellular component (GO): nucleus
Molecular function (GO): zinc ion binding; DNA-binding transcription factor activity, RNA polymerase II-specific; RNA polymerase II cis-regulatory region sequence-specific DNA binding
Source: RefSeq, a predicted model, not a curated record